AUGGGGAGCUCUGCAGUCCUUACUACACUUCUGUUUCUGUGGGCCCUGGCUGCACACUGCAGCGCUGACGGUCAGCCGACACCGAGCGAUGCCGGCAGCUGGGGAGACUAUCUGUGUGACGCCCCCUGGCGACUCAUCAACGACACUGUACACGCCAUGAAGGACAUCGAACCCGACCCCGACUUCAUCAUCUGGACAGGGGACGACACUCCCCACAUCUAUAACGAUAAGAUGAACACAGACGUGGUGCUGACUAUCAUAGGAAACCUGACAGACCUCCUUCGAACCGUCUUCCCAAACACACAGGUGUACCCGGUGUUCGGUAACCAUGACUACCAUCCCAAACACCAGAUGCCGCCCGAGCCCAACACUGUGUACAACACCACCUGGAGCAUGUGGAACGUGCCAAACUGGCUGUCAGAUGAUGUCAUGAACACCUUCGUUAACGGUAUACACACACACACACACACACACACACACACACACACACACACACACACACACAGGUUCUCCACUGUGGGGACGCGAGUACAGCCUCAGGGGAACCUUCAACCUGUCCGACGCCUCGCCGGCAUCACUUCAGAACUCCUGGACAGCUUCAGCGACCGUUCAUCCGACAACUUCGAGAAGUACUACCUGUACAACUCCGUUAGCCUCGACCGGUCUACGUGUGACGAGGACUGCAAAGUGGCACAACUGUGUGCCAUCAAGGAAGUCGACUAUGACAAGUAUGCAGACUGUACGAACGCACCCGGGAGUGGUGCAGAUACUGUCUCUACGCUAACCAGCUUUGGAAUGUUCCUUCUUUUUGUCAUGGCAGCUUUUGGUCUUUCUGCCUGACAGCAACAUUACCGUUCAGGCAUGCUGUAAUGAUGUGCAAAGAAUUAUCAAAUGUGCUCCAGGAAAGCAACUAAGGAAGGUUGCUGUUAGAUGCUUAUGCUUCAUGGUUUUUAAUUUUUUAAUCUUACAAAAGCUUGAAAUAAAUUCACUGAUAUCAAAAGUGAAAGAAAUGGAAUGUAUUUAGCUUGAAAUAACUUUGGGCUAGGAUUGGUAUGUUUAAAGCUUUUGCUACUGUGAAAGAUCUUGGUGAAAACAAUGCGUACAGUGAAGUUUUUGUUGUUGUUGCAAAUGCUGGAGUUAGACCAAGACACAAAAGAAAUAAGGAUUACUUUCAGUAUGAUAAUCAUGAAUAAAUGUUACUCUUGAC
This is a messenger RNA of Branchiostoma belcheri (Belcher's lancelet), 1207 nucleotides long. Its product is annotated as acid sphingomyelinase-like phosphodiesterase 3b. NCBI's taxonomy places the organism in Eukaryota, Metazoa, Chordata, Leptocardii, Amphioxiformes, Branchiostomatidae. The record is from RefSeq and is a predicted model, not a curated record. The coding region runs from base 1 to 840 and encodes 279 amino acids. The transcript has 5 exons. Gene Ontology annotation, molecular function: hydrolase activity.